UCCUCACCAGUUACAAAAGUUAAACAAAUCAAGCUCCUAACAGCUUUCUGAGUUUACUAUUUGUUUCCUUGAGAGAAUUAGCUUCCAAUGGCCUCUAAGUUUCUAAUUUUGGCAUUCCUUGCCAUAACUUCUUCCCUUGCUUUUGCUGACCCAAGUUCCCUUCAGGAUUUCUGUGUGGCUGAUCUGAAAAGCUCAGUACCAGUUAAUGGCCUUGUCUGCAAGGACCCCAAGCUUAUUGAAGCCAAUGACUUCUUCUUCAGUGGACUUCACCUAGCAGGCAACACAUCAAACCCUGCUGGUUCACGUGUGACCCCUGCAAACGUGGCCCAAAUUCCAGGACUUAAUACUCUUGGUAUCUCCCUUGUUCGUAUCGACUAUGCACCAUGGGGCAUCAAUGCUCCCCACACUCAUCCUAGAGCUACUGAAAUCUUGACAGUCCUUGAAGGGAGCCUCCAAGUGGGUUUUGUCACUUCCAACCCCGAAAACAGACUUAUCACAAAGGUGCUUCAGAAAGGUGAUGUGUUUGUUUUCCCAGUAGGACUUGUGCAUUUCCAGCACAACGUUGGAAAGGUUAAUGCAGUCGCCAUUGCCGCUCUCAGCAGCCAAAAUCCAGGAGUUAUUAGCAUCGCCAAUUCAGUAUUUGGAUCUAAGCCUGCUAUCUCUGCUGAUGUUCUUGCAAAGGCGUUCCAAGUGGAUAAGGACACAAUCUACAAUCUUCAGUCAAAGUUCUAGAGUCCGAUAUGGUUUAUUUAGUGUGCUUAAUGUGUUUAGCAAAUAGAUAUGGUUCAUUCAUCAGUGAAAUUCAUUUUGGUCUGUGCUAUUUGAU
Molecule: messenger RNA, 826 nt
Organism: Rosa chinensis
Lineage: Eukaryota; Viridiplantae; Streptophyta; Magnoliopsida; Rosales; Rosaceae
Product: putative germin-like protein 2-1
Exons: 2
Coding region: 88-732 (214 amino acids)
Cellular component (GO): cell wall
Molecular function (GO): manganese ion binding
Source: RefSeq, a predicted model, not a curated record